AUGUCGCGUUUCGCAUAUCCAGUGAAUACUGCCAAGAUAUGGCUUCGCUCGACUAAACAAUAUGUCACUUUGCUGAGGCGGCCCGCCAUGCUCGAACAUGCCGGUGUACCAAAGAGCGAUGUGCCUAAAUGGGUUGGCUUCACCACUACGAUAACCGCUACCUGUGCCGGCUUAAUGGGCGUGAUAUGGGGUAUGGCUUCUGAUUCCAUGGGUCGGAAACGUGUUAUCCUGCUUGAACUCAACCUCAUGUUGGUAUUUAUUCUACUGUUUGGCUUCUCACAGCACCUCGCCCUCCUGGUGCUGUUCCGGGCAUUGCUGGGUCUCGUGAGUGGUAGCGUCGGUAUUAUGCGCACCAUGAUCGCAGAGAUGGUCCCUGAGAAGCUACUACAGCCAUAUGCAUUCAGCAUCCUGCCAACUGUCGAGACAAUUGGGUCGGGGUUCGGUCCCGCCCUAGGAGGAUUGUUGGCCCAGCCAGCAGAGCAUUAUCCUGGCAUCUUCGGCAAAAUUGGACUCCUUAAGAUGUUUCCCUUUGCCUUGUCUAGUAUCGCUUCUAGCUGCGUUGUUGCUGUCGCUAUUACUAUGGCAUCUUCUUCCCUUCGUGAAACACAACCCGGGCGGAAAGACUCCCCUGAUGACUCUGGAUUGAUGAUCGGAAAAAUUAUGAGUAGCGUGUGGGCGCUGCGUAAGAGAAAGACCGAUAUCCGACCGGAGGUCGUUGAUGAGACAACAGCUCUGCUCGGUGACACAAUAGAAGAAGUAGAAGAGGGCUUGGAGCAGAGAGCAGCUGCCCUUGCAAGCAGUUGGAAAAGUGUUAUCUCUCCACAGCCUAUGCUCCUAAUGCUGAUAUCAGGUGUGAUGAGCAUGCAUACCGUGGCUUUCGACUCUUUGUUCCCGGUACUUUUGCAUCUUCCUAAGCAACACUUGAAGGAGAAUCCAGAUGUGCACCUGCCAUUCAAAUUCAGCAGUGGACUAGGGCUAGAAGCAAAUGAGAUGGGGCUCUUCUAUUCGAUAGUCGGCAUAUUCAGCAUGGUAGUCCAGCUCGUCAUCUUCCCAUGGGCGGCCAGAAAGUACAGAAUCCUUAGAUGUUUGAGACUGGCUUCUAUCGUUUUCCCCAUUCUGUACUUUGUGGUCCCAUUUGUCCCUCUUCUCCCGCAGCCCCUGUCCAGUGUGGCAGUAUGUGCACUGUUGAUCUCGAAGAUGGCCGGAUCUGCCUUUGUUUUCACGUCCUGCACAAUUCUAAUCAGUGAGGUAGCGGGAGCCAUUGGCAUGUUAGCCACGGUGAACGGAAUAGCUACGAGUAUUAUCGCCUUUGGACAAGCUCUUGGACCGGGAGUCAUGGGCCCUGCAUUCUCACUUGGUGUGAAAAUUGGCUACACGAUUAUGCCUUGGUGGUUGCUGGCUGGGUUCGCGUUUCUGAGUUCGCUUCCAAUAGCUUGGAUUACAGAAAUGGAUAUCCAACUUCCCCAGGAAGAUUUUCUUCCUAGUGAGGAAGAGCAGCGCGUUGGUGAUGUCGAGGAUUAUAUGGGAGGCCAUGGCAGACAGCCUUUUCCGGCUUAG
Molecule: messenger RNA, 1557 nt
Organism: Aspergillus caelatus
Lineage: Eukaryota; Fungi; Ascomycota; Eurotiomycetes; Eurotiales; Aspergillaceae
Product: major facilitator superfamily domain-containing protein
Exons: 5
Coding region: 1-1557 (518 amino acids)
Biological process (GO): transmembrane transport
Molecular function (GO): transmembrane transporter activity
Source: RefSeq, a predicted model, not a curated record